UAGACGACCUCGUUCCGAGAGGCGCCGCCCUUUCCCGUCCCUCCCCGCGACGUGCCGCGCCACCCCUCACCAGGCCCUCCAAUCGCCGCCGCGCCUCCCCUCACCCCGCCCUACAGCUCGCCGCGCCGCCUUGCUUCGCGGCCUCCUCCCGGUCCACCUCCUUCCCCGAGCCUCCUCUGUCCCUCCCGCCCCUCCUCUGUCUCGGCCGCCGCUGCAUCUGCAAGCAGCAGCACAUUGCGCAGUGUUGACUGCCGUGAGGAAUCGUCUACGUUUAAAUAAAAGUGCGUCGCCGGCGACGGCCAGCGAUCGCGCACGCCGGAGGCAGCUGGAAGGAGGAAAGGGACUCCGGAGAGGAGAUGUUCACGAACGCGCAGCGCCAGGUCGAGCGCACUGGCCGCGGCGGCACCCCGAGAGACCAGUACCUUCAGGAUCUUGUGACCCAGUUCCAGGACUCCACGGAUGAAGAGUACAAGGAGAGGAUUGUUGCAAACUUGUCAAAUUUCGCAUAUGACCCUUAUAACUACGCCUUUAUGCGCCAGCUGAAUAUUCUCGAGUUGUUCUUGGACUGCAUUACGGAACCAAAUGAAAGGCUUGUUGAGUUAGGAGUUGGUGGAAUAUGUAAUUCAUGUGUUGAUCCAGCAAAUGCUUCUGUUAUUACUCAAUGUGGUGGAAUCCCGUUGGUUGUACAAUGCUUAUCUAGCCCAGUUAAGAAUACCGUGAAUUAUGCACUUGGAGCCAUGUACUACUUAUGCAACCCCUCGACAAAGAAAGACAUAUUGAAACCGGAUGUACUUAGGAUCAUAAGAGACUAUUCUGCAGCUGGAGCCGUCAACAGCAGCUUCAGCAAUCUUGCAAAUGCAUUUCUGGACAAGCACGUCAACUGGUGACGUCAGUUCAGGACUGCAGAUGGUAAGGCAUGUAGCAUUUCAUCUGAUAGAGGACAGAGAGGAGAGGCUAUGCAGGAGUUACAAUUCUCUGUCCAUUUAUCCAAGCACAAUAAUUAGUAGUGACAUAAAUCUGGAUUUUUUACGUUCUCUGUGAGAAAUCAGUAAGUUCAUUAGCAUUGAGGUCUUUGUAUUUAUUCCAGACAACUGUAAUUGGUUAGGAGUUGGCAGUAAAAGGAAGGAGGAUAAAGUGCUCCUUUGUCAAU
Messenger RNA from Triticum dicoccoides, 1150 nucleotides. Its product is annotated as armadillo repeat-containing protein 7-like. Lineage: Eukaryota; Viridiplantae; Streptophyta; Magnoliopsida; Poales; Poaceae. Bases 357 to 887 code for a protein of 176 amino acids. The transcript is spliced from 6 exons. Gene Ontology annotation, molecular function: protein binding. The record is from RefSeq and is a predicted model, not a curated record.